AUGGCAACCAAAACUGAAGAAGGCUGGCACACUCUCCCGGACGGGGUGAAAGUGUACACCAAAACAUGGAAGCCUGAUGCUCCUCCCAAGGCGGUCAUUGUCUUUCUGCACGGCUUCAGUGACCACUGCAAUGCGUACUAUGACUUUUUUCCUGGCUUAGCCAAACAUGGGAUUGAAGUGCGAGCAUUUGACCAGCGGGGUUGGGGGCGCUCUGUACCAGAUGCAGCAUCUCGGGGUCUCACGGGCGAUACUACACUCGUCAUCGGGGAUAUCCACUCUGUUUUAUCAAGCGUGUAUCACUCGUUGCAAGGACAAGGGAAUGCCGAAGCUCCAGUGGAUUUGAAGGCGCCGCAUAUUUUCCUGAUGGGACAUAGUAUGGGUGGUGGAGAGGCCCUUUACUACAUGCUAAAUUCUACUUCCUUUCCUCCGUGGAUCCGGGGAGUCUUAGCAUAUUCCCCGCUCGUGGGCUUACACCCAAGCAGCCGCCCUUACAAACUUACGGUGGCGUUGGGAAGACUGGUUGCAAAAUUGAGGCCCAGCCACCAGCUUUACAAGCCCCUCGAUCCAUCUCUAAUGUGCCGUGAUCCACGCGUUUGCGAAGAAUGGAAGCAAGAUCCUCUCUGCCACGAUACGGGCACCCUGGAAGGGAUUGCAGGAAUGCUGGACCGAGCCGCCUGGUUGGAUCAGCUCCAACAUCUGCCGAAAGAUAUACUGCAAAAAGCGCAUUCAAAGUCUCCACCACUUUGGGUUGGUCACGGAACUGCCGACCAAAUAAACGAGUUUGAAGCCACUAAACAUUUCGCGGAGGCUGUCGCUGUCCCCGAUAAGACUUUCAAGGUAUAUGAAGGUGCUUACCACAAACUACAUGCUGAACCCGAGGGAAUAAAGGAAGCGCUCGUCAAAGAUGUAGCCGAGUGGGUCCUGGCGCGUAGCGAUAAUGUUGCCCAAGCAGAUUCAAGGUCAGAUGAAGAACGCCCUGGUUCGAGGGCAAAAUUGUGA
Molecule: messenger RNA, 999 nt
Organism: Coccidioides posadasii C735 delta SOWgp
Lineage: Eukaryota; Fungi; Ascomycota; Eurotiomycetes; Onygenales; Onygenaceae
Cellular component (GO): membrane
Molecular function (GO): monoacylglycerol lipase activity
Source: RefSeq, a predicted model, not a curated record